Schistosoma curassoni is the source of this 1671-nucleotide messenger RNA. NCBI's taxonomy places the organism in Eukaryota, Metazoa, Platyhelminthes, Trematoda, Strigeidida, Schistosomatidae. The record is from the annotation of a GenBank genome assembly.
AAAAAGCAUCAGUUUAGCAGUGUUAUUAUUAUUAACAUUACCAUUAUUAUUAUGAAUUUUAUUAUUUAAAAAUAAAUUUGGUCAAUGUACAAUUUAGUUACACAUUUAUAUAAACCUGUCCCAACUAACUAUCUUAUAUCAUUCAUUAGUUUAAUUAUUGUAAAAGGGAAUGAACAGACUAUUUAAUAUUCCUUAUGUAUAUGUACAUCAUGUAAUAAUACAUCAUAUUAUUUAAUUAUAAUUACAACAUCAUUACAAUAUUGAAUAAAAAUCAAUAUUUAAUUAAAAAUUUUCAAUUAAUAAAACAAUAUGGAAUUUUCAUUAUUAUUUUCUCUUAUGAAAUAAUUUUAAUGUUUAAGAUGAUACAUAACAUCGCAUCAAGUUGAAAUUAACUCGGUCAGUAAUGGAUUUUGAAACCAAACCAAAUAUGAAUGAGAAUCAGCAGCCUCAAUCGGUACAAUCAUCAUCGUCACCGAAUGUAGAUAAUUCAUCCUCAGGCCAUCCAAACUCUCACCCAACUGUAAAUCAUGUUAUUCAUGAAGAAAAUGGGAAUGAUGAUGAAGGGAGAUAUACUCAUGAUGAAAUUCAUCUAAAUAAUCAUCACAAUCAUAGUAAUCCGUUGACCGCUGGUAGUAAAGUUUGUGGAGCUGCAUUUAAUACCAUGCCAAUUUAUGAUCCACAAGGCAGCUUAGUUGGUCUACAAGCAUCAACAGAUAGAAAUUUGUUGGAAGAUUUCGAUAACGAAGGAAGAAAUGAACCUCUUGGGUAUAGUACAUAUUUAGAAUCUGGUUUUCACCAUCAUCAUCUUCAUAAUCAGUAUAAUUUGGCCCUUCAACAAAAUGCAAAUAUGGUUCCAGGUGAAUAUAAUUUACCAUAUGGAGCAUAUGCUUUUAAAUCUCAAAAUCGUCAUUUGUUUACACCGCUACCAUGUCAAAAGCAACAACAACAACAAUAUCACCAACCAAAUUAUUCUUUUCUCCAUAACUAUCAACAAGCACAAUACCAGCAACCACAGAAUCAUCAACAAACCCAUUACGUUCACCAGUAUCAACCUCAAGCAGCUAAGACACUUCUAGUUAGGUCUGCUUCAGGCAUCAUUGGCAUAGAUCAAAAUAACCAUAAUAAUCCUGAUGCGUUUAGACCAUUAUCUAAUGAAACAUUUGACAAAUGUCCUAUAGUUUGUAGUCUAUUCGCCAUAUUGUGUUGUCCAAUUACCAUAUGGUGUUCAUUACCAGCGUUAGUUUAUUCGCUAUGUGCCUAUAGUGAUUAUCGUGCCUCAGAUAUUAUUCAGUAUCGACGUAAGAGUGACGUCUCAAGGCAUUUAGUGAUUACAGCAUGUAUAGUUGGUUUAUUAUUAUGUAUAACAUGGGCAAUUUUAACAUUCUUUUACUAUGAAUUAAUGUUAUCAGUAUUUAAUGAUAUUAUACGUGUAAUUUCUCAGAGAAUACGAUCCGGUAUAUAAAAGUAUGUCAAUUUAAGUAAUCAUAAAAUAAUGCAAAUAUUUCUCAUGCUCUUUUGUUUUUCGUUUAAUUUAAUUCAUAUUUACUAAACUUUUGCAGUUUCCAAGUCUCAUGAAAGCAAGCUAUUGUAUUCCAUGAAAAUGUUAGUUUCCGAAUAUAUGAUUUUAAAUAAAAAAUUCAAGAAAAUGAAUGGUCAUAUUUACCAAAGGCA